ACACACACAGUCUGUACCUCUACAGGAACAUUUUAAAGCAUAGGUUGAACGUAAAAUCUACAAGUUGGGCUUUAUGCAUUUCUGCAAUAUUAUAAAUUGUGCAUGUUGUUGCUUAGUUCUGUUGUCAGAUUGUGUCAUAACCUUUAAACCUCCAAACACUGUUACAUUGAUCUCCAUUGCUGCAUUGACUUAACACUUCCUAUUACGCGCUAUAGGACUGUGUUGUGUGUUGGGGGCUGGCUUCUACAGCUUCACAAACAUUCUCUUCUGUUGGCAGAUAUAAAGUCCUGGAGCUUCCUCACAGCUUCACUGAUAUGACUUUAGUGUUGCUUUUAUCAUUUCUAAGGACUGUGUGAUCUUUCAGCAUGAUUUUGGCAUUAGCACUUUUUCUUUGUGUGUUGUUGGGCACACACGGUUUCAACACGCAACAUUCUAUUGAACCACAGGCAGACUUUGAUCUGGAGAAAUUCACAGGUGAAUGGUACCGACUUGGAGUUGCAGAUGAGUCAAACACAUUUGCCACGUUAAAACACCAUUUGAAGGUUUCUAAAGGUUUUUUGGUACCAGAUGCCAGUGGAAAUGUGAAUCUGACCAUGUGGACCAUGAGACCAUAUGGAUGUUCUAUCAGUGUUUAUUCGUAUGAGAAGACGGACGUUCCAGGAGCUUUUACAUAUUUCAGCAAAAGGCACAAAAUAAUAAAAGACAUCACCAUGGUGGAGACCAAUUACACCGAUUACAGUUUGGUCCUUAAAUACAAAAGCAUGGACAAAGAGUACACUCAGAUAGCUCUGUACGCACGAUCAGCAUCACCAGCACCAGAAGUGAUUCAGAAAUUCAGAUCCUUUGCAUUGACACUGGGAUUUUCUGAAGAGGCCAUUAUGGUUCCAGCGGACAUUGAUCCCUGUCCCAACCUUGAAUCAAGCCAGCUGUGGACCUUUGGCUACAUAUACUCAGUUUUGUUACACAUUUGGGCAACUGUGUUUGUUUUAACGAAAACAGUCGUUGAAGAAAUGCAACUAUAUAACAGCAGCAAAGCAUUCAUUAACCACCAGGUAGCGCUAUUGUAACGGAACACCAUCAACAAGAAGUCUGUUUUUGACAGACACUUGUAUACAAAAGACAAUGUUGCUAAUAAUGGAGAUAUGAUACUGUUUAAUCUUCAUCAGAUCAUUUAUGUCAAGUGAUUAUUGUACUUUUCCACUGUAUUUUCAUAUGCUCAAUAAACUGUUUUUACCAUUAUAACAUCAGUUGCUUUAAAAAGUUUGCUACAUCUAAAAAUACACAAAUUCUACACAAGUUAUUAUUUGUCUAACACUUGCGUGAAGUUAUAAAACUGAAUGGCUAUAAAAGCAGGUUAUAACUACACAUUUCGUAGUUAAAUCGGUUCAUUUAUAUUAUUGUUAUAUUAUUCCUGUAUAUAAAAUGACAUGGUUUUAUGCACACAUGCUUUGUUUACACAGAAAUAAAGAAGUAAUGACGAAUCCAUGUGAAGCUCAUAAUCGUUCUUUAUUGAUAUAUUUAUGAUCUGAUUAUAUAUCUAUGUUGGGACUUGUAUCAUUAAAAAU
Triplophysa rosa is the source of this 1565-nucleotide messenger RNA. It is a transcript of the gene lcn15, whose product is annotated as lipocalin 15. The transcript is spliced from 7 exons. The record is from RefSeq and is a predicted model, not a curated record. The coding region runs from base 366 to 1067 and encodes 233 amino acids. NCBI's taxonomy places the organism in Eukaryota, Metazoa, Chordata, Actinopteri, Cypriniformes, Nemacheilidae. Gene Ontology annotation, molecular function: small molecule binding.